AUGUGCGAGAAUCUUGCCGUCCCCGCCAUGACAACGGGACAGCAGGAAGACAGAUGGGAACAGCAGGAGGACAAAUUGGAACUUAUAAAGACAGAUGACGACAGUAGGAAGACAGAUGGGAACAGUGUAAAGACAGAUGACUACAGUAUGAACACAGAUAGGAACAGUAUGAAGACAGAUGACUACAGUAUAAAGACAGAUGACGACAGUAGGAAGACAGAUGGGAACAGUAUGAAGACAGAUGACUACAGUAUAAAGACAGAUGACGACAGUAGGAAGACAGAUGGGAACAGUAUGAAGACAGAUGACUACAGUAGGAAGACAGAUGGGAACAGUAUGAAGACAGAUGACUACAGUAUAAAGACAGAUGACUACAGUAGGAAGACAGAUGACUACAGUAUGAAGACAGAUGACUACAGUAUGAAGACAGAUAGGAACAGUAUGAAGACAGAUGACCACAGUAUAAAGACAGAUGACUAUAGUAGGAAGACAGAUGGGAACAGUAUGACGACAGAUGGGAACAGUAUGAAGACAGAUGACUACAGUAUGAAGACAGAUGACUACAGUAUGAAGACAGAUAGGAACAGUAUGAAGACAGAUGACGACAGUAUAAAGACAGAUGACUACAGUAUAAAGACAGAUUACUACAGUAGGAAGACAGAUGGGAACAGUAUGAAGACAGAUGACGACAGUAUAAAGACAGAUGAGUACAGUAUGAAGACAGAUAGGAACAGUAUGAAGACAGAUGACUAUAGUAGGAAGACAGAUGGGAACAGUAUGAAGACAGAUGGGAACAGUAUGAAGACAGAUUACUACAGUAGGAAGACAGAUGGGAACAGUAUGAAGACAGAUGACGACAGUAUAAAGACAGAUGACUACAGUAGGAAGACAGAUGGGAACAGUAUGAAGACAGAUGACUACAGUAGGAAGACAGAUGGGAACAGUAUGAAGACAGAUGACUACAGUAUAAAGACAGAUGACUAUAGUAGGAAGAUAUAUGGACAGUAUAAAGACAGAUGA
Messenger RNA from Ylistrum balloti, 1020 nucleotides. Its product is annotated as protein MFAP1 homolog. The coding region runs from base 1 to 1020 and encodes 339 amino acids. The transcript has 2 exons. NCBI's taxonomy places the organism in Eukaryota, Metazoa, Mollusca, Bivalvia, Pectinida, Pectinidae. The record is from RefSeq and is a predicted model, not a curated record.